CUUUUUUUUUUCUACGUCAUUUACCGGAAGUCGCUCAUGAAUAUAGGGAAGUUACAAGUGCACCGGGAAGCGACUGCCGCUUUGUGCUGUCCGCUAAUGGAACGCUCCCUACCGGGUGAAGAUGUGAGUGAUGACAAGUGACGCGUUGGAGUCUCGCACAUUUAUCCUGGGUUGUCUCUUAUAUAAAUUGUGUGAUUUACAAAAACUACAAUAGAAGACCUCUUACUUGGAACCGGCUGAAUCAUCAAAUAUGGCUUUCCAACCGGAACCAAAGAAAGUUCGGGCUCUGAGUCUUGCAGGAAUUGCUCAAGUCUCCAAUGACAUCUCUCGAAAGUUUUUGGAUCGCAGCGAUUUGUCCCGGCUUUUAAGAAUUGCUUCAAAUUUUCUUAAGGAUCACACUCAAGUGCUGGUGGAGCUCGACAGCUUCUUCGUUUGUGAUCCUAAUGCCAAAAUCAAACUUGUGUUUGUAGAAGACAGUGUUUUAGUAAAGAACAUUUUUAUCAUGUCCUCCUCUAUGCAAGAGCUGGCACAAAAAUACCCCGAGAACCUUUAUAUUGACUUCUUCAGUAAUAUCGGCCCUGGGCUGAACUUGUACAGCGUUUCCUGUGAAGAUGACUCCGGCUGGAAGAUGUGCGCUUGCUGCUUAUCGAAAACUAAUAACCAAGACACAUUGAGGUUUCUUAUUGUUUCUGUUUUGCAAAGUAUGCCGAAAAUGAAAGCGCAGAUCAAGUCCCUUAUACUCCACCCGGAGAUCUCCCAUCCUUUGGACCUGAGCAUGCUCUUGCCCAACACAACCGUCAAGCACUGUAUGCUGUUAAUUGUUAGGGUCUUAGAACAGAAAAUCACUCAUUUACAAGCAGACACACAAACCCAGAUCAAGUCCUCUUUGCAAGCCAUGUUUCAAGCCCGCUCUCUGAAAGUCUACAAUCGCCAUCUCAAUGAAUUGAAAGCAUCAAGCCCUGGAGAAUUUUACCAACAUUACAUUGAUACCUGGCAUCCAAGUAGGAAGCUAUGGUGCACGAAAGACAGCAUAAGGAUAAGGACAGAGAAGUCAAUACAUGCUUACGUUGCCUCCCUCCAUUACACACUGUUGUCAAGAAUGGGCAUCUUGCCAUCCCUUUAUCAGUGCUUACGAGUCAUUCUUCGCCAAACCCACGAAUUAGAAAGCGUUCCUGAUGCUUUAUUCGAGGUGGAUUCUCAGCCUGUGCCUGAUUCACCCCCAAAUCCAGAGCAACAGGCUUCUGAAGAUAAAAAGAAUGAAUUGGAGCAGAUGGAGUUUUAUAGUUGGGAGGAUUUUCAGUCCUUUUUAAAUAUUUGGUGUGAAGAGCAGAAAAUUAUAUUUAUUAUACGUAAUUCGAUCCCCCUGAGUAAUGAGGACAUCAGCAGCGAUCUGAUGCAGUCUCUGAAGUACAGUAUGGUGAACCUUGGCUGCAGCAGCUAUACAAGGAAGCGGUGUCCUGCCACCAUUCAGCUGCGCUUAGGCCCAGAGAUGGACAAGCUGAUCAUCACAAAAGCCGACCUCAAUCACUGCCACGAUUCAGAAAUCGACCUCCCUUCGCGUUUCACCAGGAAACCUGCCUCCUUCGUGGAAGCGCCGGCGGAAAAGCCAACCGACGUCCCCGACAAAUUCAUGGACAGAACAGAUCUGACCAAGCUUCUUCAUUUACAGUUCCCCUUUGGCCGGGAGUCCCAAUUUCUAGAUGAACUCGAGUCCCUUUUUAACACUGACCCCGAUGUAAAAAUCAAACUGGUUUAUUUCGACGACAAGCUUACAUUGAAAUAUAUAUUUUUCAUGACUACUGGCAUGCAGAACCUAAUGCAGCAUUUUUCCGAGCACCUUUACGUCGCCUUCCUUCCAGGUCUCAAUCAGGAAUUUGAUUUGUACUCCGUUUUUUUGCCAAGAUGAACAUUUUACGUGGAAAGUCUGUGCCUAUUGCUUAGCAC
Bufo bufo (common toad) is the source of this 1944-nucleotide messenger RNA. RefSeq lists its product as uncharacterized. NCBI's taxonomy places the organism in Eukaryota, Metazoa, Chordata, Amphibia, Anura, Bufonidae. The coding region runs from base 251 to 1906 and encodes 551 amino acids. The record is from RefSeq and is a predicted model, not a curated record. The transcript has 5 exons.